GAAGCGGCGCGCGCCGCCAUGGCGCUGGCGGAGGAGGCGCUGCGGCGGCAGCUGGGCAAGUACAAGUUCAGAGACCUGACCAUAGAAGAGCUGAAGGAUGUUAGCAAGACCUACCCCAACUUCACCUUCUCCAUGAACACAUACACCUUCAAGGAUGGAUCCCAGAAGGACCUCCUGAAUUUUAGUGGCACUGUUCCAGUGAAAUAUGCAGGCAGUUCCUAUAACAUCCCUGUCCGGCUGUGGAUCCUGGAUUCCCAUCCCUUUGCUCCGCCCCUUUGCUUCCUGAAGCCGACGGCAAGCAUGGGCAUUGCGGUGGGGAAACACGUGGAUGCCCGGGGCAGGAUCUAUUUGCCCUACCUGCAGAACUGGAGCCAUCCUAAAUCAACUCUCACUGGAUUAAUCAAGGAAAUGAUUGCAAAGUUUGAGGAAGAGCUCCCUUUGUACUCACUGUCAUCUUCUGAUGCAGCCAGGCAAUCAGAACUUCUCUCCUAUAUUGCAAAGAUUACUGAAGGAGAGACUGACAUGAAAUCAAGGAGUAAAACUGGAAGCAGAAAUGAAGGAUGUUUUAACAAAAUUACUGUUGUUGGAGCUGGAGAUCUUGGCGUUGCAUGUGUACUAGCUGUUGCAGCAAAGGAUGUUGCAGACAAGGUGGUUCUUUUGGAUCUUUCUGAAGGUGCAGCAAAAGGAGGCACCAUGGAUUUGGAGAUUUUUGCUGUGCCAAAUGUGGAGAUCAGCAAAGAUUUUUCUGCUUCAGCUGAUUCCAAAGUUGUGGUGCUUACAGUGAAUUCUCUGGGUAAUGCUCAGACUUACCUCGAUGUCAUACAAAGCAAUGUGGAUUUGUUCAGAGGAAUCAUUCCAGCAGUGUCCCACUACAGUCAGAGUGCUGUUCUCCUUGUUGCUUCUCAUCCAGUUGAAGUAAUGACAUUUGUGUCCUGGAAGCUGAGCUCAUUUCCCAAAAGCAGAGUCAUUGGAGUUGGUGCCAACCUCGAUUCAGAGAGAUUUCGGUACAUUCUAACCAACCUUUUGAAAGCAGAGGUGCUGGCAAAAGAUGCCUGGAUUAUUGGUGAACAGGGAGAAGACAAAGUGCCAUCAUGGAGCAGCUGGAAUGUAGCUGCAAAUCAAACAGAAGCAAUGGCUGCUCGUAACUCAAGGGAAAAGGUGGCGAACAGAGCUAUGGAAGUCCUAAAGGGAAAAGGUCAGAGAUCAUGGUCUGUUGGGCUCUCAGUUGCUGAUUUGGUUGACAGCAUUCUGAAAGAUAAAAGGAAGGUUCAUUCUGUAUCCACUCUGGCAAAGGGGUGUUGCAAUAUAAACAGUGAAGUGUUCCUAAGUCUCCCAUGUAUUCUUGGAACCAGUGGAGUGAUUGAAACGGUCAGACUGGAGGAAGACCCACUGGUGCAGGAGAAACUGCAAAGCAGUGCAGGCUCAAUUCAUGACCUUCAGCAGCAGCUGAAGCUGUAAGGAAGCACAAGGGAAGCCUCUGUGUCUGCUCACUCAAGCUGGAGAUCUGCAAGGCAGAAGAGGUUGCUCCAUGUAUAAGGAUUUCUAUAGAAAACAGGAAGCUUUGUUAUUUUACUUUCCAAAAGUGCUUUCUCAGUUUAGGUUUAAAUAAUUUAAUACCACACUGUAGGGCAAUUUUUUCUUUGUAAAGUGCACUUUUGGUAGCCAAAAUGAGGCAGGUAGCACACAAGAAUAUUUUACCUAAAUUCAGGUGGCACUUGCCUGUGGGUUUUGGCUGCCAGUUAUAGCCUGAUUCUUGGGUUAUUCUCAGCUUUUUGCACCUCUUUAUGAGGCAAAAGAGAGGGGCUAACCCAGCUCUGCAGAAACUCCGGUGUGCACAGCCCACUUGAACCCUCCCUCAUGGCUUUUAAAUGCUGUGUCUGAGGCUUGUGUAGGGUACAGGCACACUCCAGCUCCACAGCACUGGGGAUGCAGUUCCAUAGCUCCAUCCUCUGUGGCUGUACAUGUUCUUAUGUCAAAGGACCUCCAGUGUUUUGCUAUUUACUAAGGGGAACGUGGUGUUCACAGUAUCCUUUAAACCUGAACUACUGGCUAUGGAUUUCUGGUCACACUUGAUCAUGUCUGAAAUACUCCAAUCAUGACUUGCUUGCUUUUAUUUUGUGAGGACAUUCAGAGCACUAAAGCACCUGCAGUUCUCACUGCACACAUGCAGUACUGGAACAGGGGCUCUUCCUGAAUGGAGGAGCAGGAGCUGGGCUUCAAAUAAAAAUAAAAGAUAAAAUCCAGCAGUUAAACUGCACAGGAGUAUCUGCACAUUCAGAUGUCAAACCAAAGCUGGCUGGGAGCUUUACAUCAGCCUCAGGAGAAGGCAUCAGAACCUGUAACCCUCUUCCCUGGAGACCAAAGGUGUGAUGAAAAAGCAGGAUGUGGAUUUGUAGAUAAAAAACGGAUGGUUUUGAGAUCAAGAGUUUUUUUGGGUUCUAACCUCUUGAUUUACUGCUGGUAAAAGACUGUGUUACUCCUGAUUGUACCUCAGCUUCACAUGGC
This is a messenger RNA of Melozone crissalis (California towhee), 2505 nucleotides long. It is a transcript of the gene UEVLD, whose product is annotated as UEV and lactate/malate dehyrogenase domains. Gene Ontology annotation, biological process: protein transport; protein modification process; endosome to lysosome transport. Lineage: Eukaryota; Metazoa; Chordata; Aves; Passeriformes; Passerellidae. Gene Ontology annotation, cellular component: ESCRT I complex. Bases 19 to 1458 code for a protein of 479 amino acids. The transcript is spliced from 12 exons. Gene Ontology annotation, molecular function: oxidoreductase activity, acting on the CH-OH group of donors, NAD or NADP as acceptor; ubiquitin binding. The record is from RefSeq and is a predicted model, not a curated record.